AAUUUUUUACACAGCUACAAACGUGUGGGGACAUCACUAUAACUGAAGUAUUUCUGUAUUUUUGGUAUUUGAAGUGACGCUGAGCUAUCUUGAUCAAAAGUACGUUUUAUAAAUUUGUUUUACAUUUUUGAAACUACGCCAUGGCGUCGUUAGAUUUGCUAACACCACACUUAUCUAAAAUCAAAAUACCCGGCCCGCAACAAUUGAUUUACAAGGAUGAAUGUGUGUAUUCUUUUGACAAUCCGGAGUCAGACACAGGCCUAUAUGUAUCGUUAGUAAGUUUUCUCGGUUUCGGACGUAACUACGUCGAACAGUACUUCCAGAAAACAGGAAACAAUGUCUUUGUGCACAUUAAGAGGGAUAAAAAGCCAAUCCCAGAGCCAGAACAAACCGGUGAUGGGCCUGAGAAGAAAAUCACGCGGUUGGCCAUCGGCGUGGAGGGCGGGUUCGACCCCACGUGCGGCAGACCCAAGUUCACCUACACAGACCACUACAAUGUCGUCGUGCUCCCAGGGUUCCACACGUACCCAUGGCCUAACCCCAGUCUGCCAGAUGUUGUAAACAAAUCCGUCCAAGCGGUCAUAGACGCCGAGUCACCGUUCAAAAUCGCGGAAAUUGCGGCAUUACAGGACACCUGGGAUGGAGAGAAGCGCAAAGUAUCUGCUCACGCAUUAGGCCUGAAGCAGUUAGACAAUGGCGUGAAGAUCCCGCCGUCUGGUUGGAAGUGCGCCAAGUGCGACCUAACUACCAACCUCUGGCUGAACCUCACUGAUGGCUCCGUGCUCUGCGGGAGGAAGUUCUUCGACGGCUCAGGGGGAAAUGAUCAUGCUGUUGAACAUUACCGUGAGACAGGCUUUCCGUUAGCGGUGAAGCUGGGCACGAUCACAGCGGACGGCAAGGGAGACGUGUUCUCAUACGCUGAGGACGACAUGGUGGAGGACCCGCAUCUCAGCACUCAUCUCAAACACUUUGGUAUCAAUGUGCAGCAGUUACAGAAGACGGAAAAAUCGAUGGUGGAGUUAGAACUAGAGCUGAACCAGCGCAGUGGGGAGUGGAACACGCUGCAGGAGUCAGGCAGCGAGCUGCGGCCGCUGUGUGGGCCUGCGCUCACUGGACUCAACAACCUCGGCAACACCUGCUACAUAAACAGCGUUGUACAGGUAUUGUUCCGCAUGCCAGACUUCGUCCGUCGGUUUGUGGACGGCGCCCCGGAAAUAUUCUCCACCUUUCCGGAAGAUCCCGUUAACGACUUCAAUGUACAGACAGCGAAGCUGGGUGUGGGCUUAGUGUCGGGCCGCUACUCGUUCCCGAGUGCGGAGGGCGGGUUUCAGGCGGGCGUGUCGCCGCACAUGUACCGCAACCUGGUGGGCCGCGACCAUCCCGAGUUCAUGAGCAAGCGCCAGCAGGACGCGCACGAGUUCUACCUGCAUCUGCUGUCGCUGCUGCAGCGUCACAGCCGCCACAAGCCGAACCCGUCGGACUGCCUGCGCUUCAGCGUGGAGGAGCGCAUGCGCUGCGGCGCCAGCGGCGCGUCGCGCUACACGCACCGCGCGGAGUACCACCUGCCGCUGCCCGUGGCGCUGCACGCCGCCACCAACGCGCCGCAGCUCGCCGACUACGAGCGGCGCCGCGCGCUCGCCGACAGCAGCGGACAGCGACUAGACCCGUCGCAGCUGGUGCGGCCUCAGAUCCCGUUCCAGGCGUGUCUGGAGAGCUUCAUGAAGGAGGAGACGGUUGAGCAGUUCUACAGCAGCGCUGUCAACGAGAAGGUCACUGCACACAAAAUUACACGUCUGGCGACGUUCCCCGACUACUUGCUCAUUCAACUGAAAAAAUUCACCAUCAAGGAAGACUGGACGCCCGCGAAGCUUGACGUCGCCGUCGACAUGCCCUGGGAGGUGGACCUAUCAUGCCUGCGUGGUCGCGGACCGCAGCCAGGCGAAGCCCUACUUCCGGAAGCUGCGCCCGAUGUACCCGCGCCUGUAUAUGAUGAGGCACUUUUAUCUCAACUUUUAGACAUGGGCUUCCCGCUAGAGGCGUGCAAGCGCGCGCUGUACUACACGAACAACUGUGGCAUGGAGGCUGCCUCCAACUGGCUCAUGGAACACAUGACCGACUGGGACUUCGCCAACAAGUUCACACCGCCGGGAUCCGCAGGAGCGGCCGCGGGCGCGGAGGCGGUAGUGGACGAGGCGAGCGUGGAGCAGAUCAUGGUGAUGGGGUUCACGCGCGCGCAGGCGGCGCGGGCGCUGGCCGCCACGGCCGGCUCGGUGCCCGCCGCGCUGGACUGGAUCUUCAGCCGCGUGGACGAGCUCGACGCCGCCGAGCCCGCGCCCGGCGCCGCGCCGCCCGCCCCCGACCGCAAGCUGGGCUGUCGCGACGGGCCCGAGAAAUACAAGUUGGUGGCGUUCAUCUCUCACAUGGGCACGUCGUCCAUGGUCGGCCACUACGUCUGCCACGUGCUGCACGAGGGACGCUGGGUCAUAUUCAAUGACAACAAGGUGGCCGUCUCAGAAAAUCCGCCCAAGGACCUCGGCUACCUAUACCUUUACGAAAGGCUGUGAUGAUCAUGUUAAAUAUGACUUGUUUGUACCAAAAAUCGCUGGCACGGUUGUAUGGGAUACGAACCUCUGUGUUAGACUGCGUUUGUAUUAUGUAAACAAUAAGAGAUUUUAAUAAAAAACAACUUUUAGGCGAUAUUUAUUUUAUAGACAAACAAAUUGUUAAGAAAUUAAAUUAGGUUAAUAAAAUUUAUUAUCUAAUUAUUUUGCAUAGAAAAUGCUUUUGUGUUGCUAUUUUUACGUAAGACUUUUAUCUGUUUUGUAGUUUGGACAGUUACUAUGUGUAGUUGAAUUAGAAUAAUCCAUAAUACCCUGCUAGGCCAAGACAACAGCAUUUACAUGUGAAUAUUCCACAGCAAGUCGCUAUUAUUUACAACAUUUUUCUUUUGUAUACUUUUGUUAUCUAAGCUGUUAAUUAAUUGCCUAAUAUACAUAUUUUGUAACCAUGUACUAAAAGUACAAUUUAUAUUAUAUUGCCGUACCACAUAACUUAAUGCAUUUAUUGGUGAAGCAGCUUAGUGUUGGAUAAUUUUAAUGUAAAAUAUCAUUGAACAUCACUAAAACAACGAAAAUGAAAGUAAAUUAUUACUGAAAAUGCUCUCUUA
Molecule: messenger RNA, 3166 nt
Organism: Trichoplusia ni (cabbage looper)
Lineage: Eukaryota; Metazoa; Arthropoda; Insecta; Lepidoptera; Noctuidae
Gene: Usp5
Product: ubiquitin carboxyl-terminal hydrolase 5
Exons: 17
Coding region: 141-2564 (807 amino acids)
Biological process (GO): protein deubiquitination
Molecular function (GO): protein binding; cysteine-type deubiquitinase activity; zinc ion binding
Source: RefSeq, a predicted model, not a curated record